Molecule: messenger RNA, 899 nt
Organism: Chara braunii
Lineage: Eukaryota; Viridiplantae; Streptophyta; Charophyceae; Charales; Characeae
Source: the annotation of a GenBank genome assembly
CGGCGUUGUUCCACGCGUGACGCCAAGAUGGUGGACGAAAAGGAGGACGUGGAGGAUCUUAGGCAAUGUGACGACACGACGGAGGAGUACUUCCGGGAGAAGCUGCGUAUGUUGCCACAUGUCUUUCGGGAGAUUGCUGAAGCUUUGUCGCCUCAUCUACAGAGGCGUGUGACCUUUUACAGGGAGCCACUGCAGCCUGAUCACAUCGUCGCUUAUGCGUUGUACAUGUGGGCAUCGGGGGAGACGUACGAAAGUAACACAUGCAACUUCAGGAUUGGGAGAGCUUUUGGGCUGGUGGCGGUUCGGGACGUGAUGGCUGCGCUGCUGGCGGUGUAUCGGGAGAAGAUAUCAUGGCCGACCGGGGUGUGCAAGUUGGCAAUCCUACGAGCAUUUGCUGACAAAGGAUUCCCGAACUGCCAUGGGUGCAUCGACUGUGCUCACGUCUACAUCGACAAGCCGGCAAACGCCCCCAGCGAUCGUAAACGGCGUUUCUCGGUUGUCGCACAGAUGGUCGCUGAUCUCAAUCUGCGUGUGCUGGGCGUUCAUGUCUGCUACCCUGGAAGUUGCCAUGACGUCCAGGUCAUCCAACUCUCAAGUCUGUGGGCGCGUGCAGAGGCUGGCGAUCUUUUCUCAGGCCCGCCAGUGAUGCUCCCCUUCCAAGUGCAGACGAACAGGUACUUGCUGGGCGACAACGGCUAUCCUCUGUCAGAAUGGAUAGUUGUGCCGGACCCGCCGGGAUGGCGGUCCGUUAGGAUGGAGACGAAGAAGGAGGCAGAGAUGGAGCUGGAGGGGACAGCGCAGCUCCGACGCAGACUCCACACGCAAGUACUCCAAGAUCUGCGAAAGUGAAGAAUGCCGAAAAACAGACUGCAGCUGGGGUAUACCCCCAGCGGACUGAC